Messenger RNA from Pyrenophora tritici-repentis Pt-1C-BFP, 2312 nucleotides. Its product is annotated as HTH-Tnp-Tc5 multi-domain protein. NCBI's taxonomy places the organism in Eukaryota, Fungi, Ascomycota, Dothideomycetes, Pleosporales, Pleosporaceae. The record is from RefSeq and is a predicted model, not a curated record. Gene Ontology annotation, molecular function: DNA binding. Gene Ontology annotation, cellular component: nucleus.
AUGAGCCAGUUACAAAUGGAUCACGAACACCACCACCCCCACCAGGAGCCCUUCGAGGACCAUCAUACUGCCUGGCACGGCGAUGGUGGAUACAAUCCACACCACCAUUCUCCAGUCCAGGACUACAGUGGCUUCAGCACUUUUGCGCCACUCCCCAUGGAGCCCCUCUAUGGCACCGGCAUGCAUCCGCCUCACCAAACACACCAAACACACCCAACACCGAGGACGACCCAUCCCCAGCUGCAACCUCUGAUCAUGCCUCAAAUGCCACAGUGGCCGAGCAUGUUGACGAGCCAGUCGACAUACCAAGCUCCCUUGUUUCCCUCUGCCCCACCGCCCAUCACCCCGGCAUCAGCAACCCCCGUGUCAGCAUCUUCCACGCACUCCCGGACUUCGUCAACUCCACGGAAGACGCUCACCGACUCGGACCGUAGACGCAUGUGCCAAUACCACGAGGACAACCCUACCGUCAAACAAACCGAGAUUGGAGCCAUGUUUGGUGUGGAACGAAGUACUGUGUCAAAAGUGUUGCGUCAGAAGGAGAAGUAUCUGUACCAAGACGAUGGCAGCCGAUCACCCAUCAAACGGUCCAAAGGCAAAUUUCCAGACAUUGAACGCGCUCUGUCCAACUGGGCCAGAAACCACCAGAGGCAGGGGCUGCCUUUAUCAGACGCUAUUAUCCGGGACAAGGCACGCUUCUUCGCUCAAACUGUCGGCAACACUGACAGCCACCUCAAGGCCAACAGCACCAGUUGGUUGGAGAAGUUCAAACAAAAGAACCAUCUCAUGGGAGCAAGGUCAAGGAAAGGCUCCAUAGCUGAAGAGUCAGAGGGCACUUCCAAUCCGCCGUCCAAUGCGCAUACGCCGGGAGCCAUCUCGCCUACCUCGCCCGGUGGGGUAUCCCCUGGGACUGUGACGAUGAAAACCAAGAAGAGCGAGGAGAACCUCAAGACCGAAAGUCCCGAUACAUACGAGUACAUGAACCGCCGCCGCCCGUUCCACUCACAAAGCAGUACUUCUUUGUCUAGCGUUUUCACCGACACAGCACCUUCGUCCUUCUCGGCCGGUGCCACAAGCCCUACAUCGCUCUCUUCCCCUUUCUUCACGCCGGACUCGGCAUGCGGUCCAAGCCCAUUCAUGGGCCGUCAAUCUGCCAACGGGCAACCCGGGAGCGGCAAUUUCCAACGACCGCGAAGUCAAACUUUCCCCAUGCUUGUAGGUGUCGAGCAGUACAUGUCGCCACCGGGUUCAUCCGACGCGCUUACCCCAAAGUAUGUCAGCAGCGGUACACUCGACUCUCCCAUGGCUGACAUGCCUGGUUCACUGCCCGCAAUUGACGAAGGGAUGUCCCUCUCACCAACGCAAGCGCCAAACUCGAUGCAGCCUCCUCCUAUCCCGAGUGCGGCUGGCCAUAUGGACGACAAGGAUUCAUCCGCCGAUUCCUCGCCGAUCACGCCAUCCCAGGAAGAAGCUGCACGCGCGUUGGAGCUCGUCAUGAAUUUCUUCCAGUCGAAGAGCGCCGGUCUUGACAUCGAGCCACAAGAGUAUGUCACCAUCGGCAAGCUGAUGGAGAAGCUGCGAAUCAAGCGCAGCUCCGAAAGCCUACCAUCCGACAUGCGACGUGUGUCAGAGCCCAGCUUUACGACCCCCAAGCUCGAAAGCAUCGAUGCCAUCCAUUAGCGAGUCGGCUGUAUCGCCCUGUGGCUCCUCUUACAGCCCCAAGACGCUUACGACUACCCUUCUUCUGUGGAACGACUCCCUUCCAUGUUUGGUUUCAGAGAAGCAGAAUUGCACAACGUGUCUGGAUCACGAGGCCAUAAUUAUGGACACGCGCACGGCUAGCAUUGCGCAUUGGAGCCGCUAUUUGGAUUUGAUUUCCUAGUCGCAUAUCUUGCAUUUCCCACAUCAGCAUCACUAGCGUUGGUUUCUGUUUCUUCACUAUUCCUUCACUGGCUUGGAUUAUCUAUCACUCUAUUCUCAUUUAUUACUCGACGAACUACUAUACCCCCCUUUAGGCAGCGCGCAGCACCCCACUAUUUCCGACUCUAUCCCCUUACCAAAAGAAGACUGUAACCGCUCGCGCGGACCAUUAUUUUGUACGAUUUACUUAUACUGUUUUUGACCCUUGAUGCCAUGAUUUGCCGAGCGUGGCCUCCAUGUUGGAGUAACCGAGUCUCAAACGGAAGAAUGGGUUUCGUACGCACAUUUUGUACCCUAUACGUGGCUCGCGAUAUAGUUGUCUACCCCUGCCAAGAAGCGGCGUGACGAAAUGGUGUUUUACACUUGAAAUGCUAUUAAUGCUCAGUACGACA